AUGAAGUUCACUGCUGCUUUCGUCGCUGCCCUUGUUGGCACCAGCUCUGCUGCCGUCACCAAGACUCUCCCCAAGAGUGCUGGUUCUACUUCUUUCCCCACUGCCGUUCCUGUCAAGGGUAGCUACGAUGGUGGCAUGAAGCGAUUCGAGCGAAGCCCUUCCGUCUGCAAGGGGCAGGAUGAGACUGGAGAGAAGGAUGCCAUGUUCAUUCUUGAGAAUGGUGCCACCCUCUCCAAUGUCAUCAUUGGUGCUUCCCAGGCCGAGGGUGUCCACUGCAAGGGAACUUGCACCCUCAACAACGUCUGGUGGGCCGAUGUCUGUGAGGAUGCUGUCACCCUCAAGCAGACCAGCGGAACCUCUUACAUCAACGGUGGUGGUGCUUUCCACGCCGAUGACAAGAUCAUCCAGUUCAACGGCCGCGGAACCGUCCACGUCAAGGACUUCUACGCCGAGGACUACGGCAAGCUCUCCCGCAGCUGCGGAAACUGCAAGGACAACGGCGGUCCCCGCAACGUCAUCGUCGAGAACUCUGUUGCCGUCGACGGCGGUGUCCUCUGCGGCAUCAACACCAACUAUGGCGACACCUGCAAGAUCAUCAACUCUUGCCAGAACAAGGGCAAGAACUGCGACCGCUACGAGGGCAACUCGAGUGGCAAGGAGCCCACCAAGAUUGGCUCUGGCCCUGAUGGCAAGUAUUGCACUGUUAGUGGCUUCACCACGAACUGCUAA
Messenger RNA from Fusarium keratoplasticum, 729 nucleotides. RefSeq names its product Pectate lyase. Bases 1 to 729 code for a protein of 242 amino acids. The transcript has 5 exons. Gene Ontology annotation, molecular function: pectate lyase activity. Gene Ontology annotation, cellular component: extracellular region. The record is from RefSeq and is a predicted model, not a curated record. Gene Ontology annotation, biological process: pectin catabolic process. NCBI's taxonomy places the organism in Eukaryota, Fungi, Ascomycota, Sordariomycetes, Hypocreales, Nectriaceae.